Messenger RNA from Musa acuminata subsp. malaccensis (wild Malaysian banana), 683 nucleotides. Its product is annotated as large ribosomal subunit protein P2A. Gene Ontology annotation, cellular component: ribosome; cytosolic large ribosomal subunit. The record is from RefSeq and is a predicted model, not a curated record. Gene Ontology annotation, molecular function: structural constituent of ribosome. Gene Ontology annotation, biological process: cytoplasmic translational elongation. NCBI's taxonomy places the organism in Eukaryota, Viridiplantae, Streptophyta, Magnoliopsida, Zingiberales, Musaceae.
UCCGGCUCUGUCUCUGUCUCCAAGAUCCUCGCGAAGUAAAACCCUAGCCCGAGUACCGUUCCUCGUCUUUGCGGCGGAUCUCGCAGCCCUCCGAGAUGAAGGUCAUCGCUGCCUAUUUACUUGCAGUUCUUGGUGGAAACAUUAGUCCGACAACUGGUGAUGUAAAGGGUAUUCUAGAAUCAGUUGGUGCUGAUGUUGUUGAUGAAAAGAUUGAGCUUCUCUUGUCUCAAGUCGGGGGUAAAGACUUGACUGAACUUAUUGCUACUGGGAGAGAGAAGUUUGCCUCGGUGCCUUGCGGUGGUGGUAUUGCUGUUGCAGUUGCUGCUCCUGCUGGAGGUAGUGGUGGUGCUGCUGCAGCCUCUUCAGCUGCUGAGCCAAAGAAGGAGGAAAAAGUAGAAGAGAAGGAAGAAUCAGAUGAGGACAUGGGCUUCAGUUUGUUCGACUAAUUCUGACCCACUGUUUCUCAUUAUUGAAGAAAGCUAUUUUGGAGCAGCAAUUAGAAGUUGACCUGCACAAAUUUUGAGACUUCAAUUUAUUUUCUGAGAAAUGUCAUGCCCCAGUGUCAGUGAGUCAGAAGUAGUCUGUCAAUUUGGUGAUCCUUUUUGUUUUAUGCAAAGUUGACGAACCUAAUAGGAAUUUGACUCAAAUUUAUAGUCUCUACAUGUUCUUUAAAAUCUCGUUCA